Notothenia coriiceps (black rockcod) is the source of this 1099-nucleotide messenger RNA. Its product is annotated as immunoglobulin-like domain-containing receptor 2. The transcript has 4 exons. Bases 1 to 651 code for a protein of 216 amino acids. NCBI's taxonomy places the organism in Eukaryota, Metazoa, Chordata, Actinopteri, Perciformes, Nototheniidae. The record is from RefSeq and is a predicted model, not a curated record.
AUGACGUCCCUGUGGAACCCGCCAUCAGAGCACCUGCAGAGGAAGACGUUGAGCAGAAGAGGACGGACCGGCUCUCUGGACGAGCUGGAGGACUUCGCCCAGUCUUACAACUCCCGCUCUCGUCCAGAACGGGGCUACGAGCGCGACUACAGCCCCCCGAGGCGCUUCUACAGAGAGGAAGACGAGGGCUGGGGCCGCCGGAGCCCCUCGCCUUUACCUCAGAAGAGACGGGACACGUGGGACAGCGAUCGGCCGUGUCCACCGCCAAAAAACAAAGGAUACGACGACACCAUACUCAGCAGUGUAGGGGCUUACAGGGCGGACGAGGACAGUGACACUCCCUCUAAAGGAAGCUCCAGAGGGAAGGGGAGUUUCUACAGCCGGUCUCCCAGCAACCGUCCAGAAGAGGAGGACUCUCUUCCUCCGUACUCUGAGCGCGAGGCCGAGCGGUACCGCCGGGCCGACCCAAACGCGGACCGGUACCGCACCGUAGAGCCUCCCAGAGCAGAGAGAUACAAACCCAGUGAACCUGCCAUGAGGCCUUUCUGUUACACCCGCCCCCCCCAGGACACGUCCCAAGCACUGAGAGAGGAGAGGGAGAGGAGCCGAAACCUGAGCACUGCACUGAGCAGGGACACUCUGAUAGUGUGACGAGGUUUCCCAGCAUGCACCUGUCCGUUCAUUAAACCGUCCUGUUGCUGCUCUGCCAUCAGCCGCAUGAAGUCGGCCUCCUCUCAUUGACAAUGACGGCACUGAAAGUCAGUGAGAAAUGUGUAAAAACCAGGACGUUUUUUACUUGUCAUUAAUUAUAUCUGAGUAUUUCUGCAUGUGUAGAAUACAGAUGAUAUGUAUGUGGUGUGUGUAUCAGUUGUAUUUGCAGAGUGAUUGGAUUUAUUCUGAAACCAGUGCCAAGAUGUUUGUUUUAUUAAUGUUUUUAUCUGCCAAGUUUUCAUCUGCAGGAAGCCACAGUCUUAUAUUUUCAUGCAGACUUCACACUCUUCAGUACACUGUAACUCAGGUUCACGUUGUAUGUGUGUGUUGUUGAUCUUGUACUGUAUGUAAGUGCUGUACCUUGAAUUUGUCCUGCAGAUAAAUUGCA